This is a messenger RNA of Pogoniulus pusillus (Red-fronted tinkerbird), 4257 nucleotides long. It is a transcript of the gene SV2B, whose product is annotated as synaptic vesicle glycoprotein 2B. NCBI's taxonomy places the organism in Eukaryota, Metazoa, Chordata, Aves, Piciformes, Lybiidae. The record is from RefSeq and is a predicted model, not a curated record. Gene Ontology annotation, molecular function: transmembrane transporter activity. Gene Ontology annotation, biological process: transmembrane transport; chemical synaptic transmission. Gene Ontology annotation, cellular component: synaptic vesicle membrane; neuron projection. Bases 578 to 2689 code for a protein of 703 amino acids. The transcript is spliced from 14 exons.
CAUUGGCAUGCGGCGCCCGGCAGGACUGCAUCACUGCUAGAGCCGAUGCCGGCACAGAGCCUGGUGCACCGCACACCGCUCUGCGCUGCACCGCCCGCAACUUGGGGUGCCCCAGCGGAAAGGGACAGCGCUUUCGGGGGCUGCUCGGCGGGCUGGAAAGAGGGGAAAUGGCUGGCGAAGAGCUACGAUGAAGUAUUUCCUACUUCUGCAGAUGACCUUCACCACCAAGAUGCAUCAGGAAAAACCUGUCACAUCCUCCUAGCUCCCUGGCUGUGCAAUUUGCUGUUCCCUUGCUGUUCACCAGACAGCAGCUCUUCCCACCCAAAGCACAGAAAAAGCCAGCAAGUCACAAAUGACAGCUGAAAAGUGAAGCAUUAUCAAGAGCUGUGUGAGACUGUCAAAGAGAAUCUUGCUGUAGUAAUUCUCCCCCUGAGCCUGGAAAGCUGCAUCCCAGUGGUUCCAAAGAAGCAGAGAGAGGAGAUGCUCAAGUAACCAAUAGCAGAAACUGCACAAAUCAAUACAGAGAUUAGAGUAGCCACAGGAAGUCAUCUACAGCAUUUAGAACUCUCCAUUCAGGAUGGAUGAUGGAUACAGAAACACAAACCUCUACCAAGGGGGCAGGGAGGCAAACCAAGAUGACUACAGGUACCAGGACGGUAACUAUGAAGGGUACACACCCAAUGACGGCUACUACCGUGGUGGGGAUGAACCCACUCAUGAAGAGGACGCUCAGAGUGAUGUUACAGAAGGCCACGAUGAAGAUGAUGAGGUCUAUGAAGGGGAGUACCAAGGGAUCCCACACCCAGAUGACAUUAAGGAGAAGCAGAAGAAGCGAGCUCCUGCUGUGGACGAUGACUACAGAGACCGCGCUGACCUUAUGGCAGAGAGGAUGGAGGAUGAGGAGCAGCUUGCCCACCAGUAUGAGAACAUCAUUGAGGAGUGUGGCCAUGGACGCUUCCAGUGGACUCUCUUCUUUGUUUUAGGGUUGGCACUGAUGGCAGAUGGGGUGGAGGUGUUUGUGGUCGGAUUUGUUCUUCCCAGUGCUGAGAAGGAUAUGUGCUUAUCCAGCUCGAACAAAGGGAUGCUAGGCUUGAUAGUCUACUUGGGAAUGAUGGUGGGAGCUGUCCUGCUGGGUGGCCUCGCUGAUAAGCUGGGAAGGAAGAAAUGCCUCAUCAUAUCACUUGCAAUCAACGCUGCCUUUGCACUCCUUUCCUCCUUUGUCCAGGGCUACGGAUUCUUCCUCUUCUGCCGCCUUAUCUCAGGCCUCGGGAUCGGGGGAUCCCUCCCCAUUGUGUUUGCCUAUUUCUCUGAGUUCCUGUCUCGUGAGAAGAGAGGAGAACACCUGAGCUGGCUUUGCAUGUUCUGGAUGAUUGGUGGCAUUUUUGCUUCAGCCAUGGCUUGGAGCAUCAUCCCACAUUAUGGUUGGGGGUUCAGUAUGGGAACCAAGUACCACUUCCACAGCUGGAGAGUCUUUGUACUCGUCUGUGCUCUGCCCUGCAUCGCCUCCCUGGUGGCGCUGAAAUUCAUGCCUGAGAGCCCGCGGUUUUUGCUGGAGAUAGGUAAGCACGAUGAAGCCUGGAUGAUCCUCAAGCAAGUUCAUGACACCAACAUGCGGGCCAAGGGUGAGCCAGAGAAGGUCUUUACGGUUUCCUAUAUCAAAACUCCAAAGCAAGUAGAUGAAUUCAUUGAAAUCCAGAGCUCAACAGGGACCUGGUACCAGCGCUGGCUGGUCAGAAUCACGACUACUCUCAAACAGGUCUGGGACAACGUGCUCUACUGCUUAACAGCCCAGUACAGGAUGAACACACUGAUGCUGGCUGUGGUUUGGUUUACAAUGGCCUUAAGUUACUAUGGCCUUAUUGUCUGGUUCCCUGACAUGAUUCGCUAUCUCCAAGAUGAGGCCUAUGAAUCCCGAGUGAAGAUCUUUGAUGAGGAGGAAGUGUCACACUUCACCUUUAAUUUCACCCUGGAAAACCAGAUCCACAGAAAUGGGGAGUACAGAAAUGAUAAAUUCAUUGGCAUGAAAUUCAAGGAGGUGAGGUUUGAGGAUUCAUUAUUUGAGGACUGCUACUUUGAGGAUGUGACAUCCAGCGAGACCUUCUUUGAGAACUGCACCAUCAUCUCCACUGUCUUCUAUAACACUGAUCUCUAUGAACACAAAUUCAUCAACUGCAGGCUCAUCAACAGCACGUUUAUGAAGGAGAAAGAAGGCUGUCACUUGGACUUUGAGGAGGACAAUGAUUUCCUGAUCUACCUGGUCAGCUUCCUGGGCAGCCUGUCUGUGCUGCCAGGCAACAUCAUCUCUGCAUUACUGAUGGACAAAAUAGGGAGGAUAAAGAUGAUUGGUGGCUCCAUGUUGAUCUCAGCAGUGUGUUGCUUCUUCCUCUUCUUUGGCAACAGCGAAUCAGCAAUGAUCGGCUGGCAGUGCCUCUUCUGCGGGGCCAGCAUUGCCGCCUGGAAUGCCCUGGACGUGAUCACUGUGGAGCUCUACUCCACUGACAAAAGGGCAACAGCCUUUGGCAUUCUCAAUGGGCUUUGCAAGUUUGGUGCCAUCCUGGGGAAUUCAAUCUUUGCCUCCUUCGUAGGAAUAACCAAGGUGGUCCCCAUCCUUCUGGCAUCCUCCGCUCUGGUUGGAGGUGGUCUGCUCGCUUUGCGCCUGCCAGAGACUCGAGAUCAGGUCCUGAUGUGAGCAACUGAAGCCAGGGGCAUCAGGGGGUGCAGACACAGAAGAACAGAUAAGAGCCAGUUUGGGAGAAGCCAAAAUGUCCAUUUUUACACCAUUCUGUCAAUACCUCAAAGAGAGAGGGCAGAGGGAAAGAAGAACCCAAAGGCAUAAAACUUCAACCCCUAGUUUCUGACCCUUUUACAGCCACAACUGGUGCAUGCAGCUCCCACACACCCCUUGCAGAGCUUGGGUUUAACCUUGCCUACGCUGGGAGUCUACCUUUCCCCUCUCCAUCCUGGUGUACCAACACAGGACACGGACAGCAGCUUUGUGCAUGUGUGUGCCUGUGUGGUGUGAGCGUGUCCAGCAGGAGAGCAGAUCCUCACCCCUUUAUGCCUUUGCUGAGCUGCGAGAUACCUCCUGCCUUGCCCAGCGCUCCUUGGCGUUUCCUACCAGCUGUGUUCAGACACAAGGGCAGGUAACAAAACUACUGUAGCUGAGCUCCAGCAGUAGGGACAAGAGCUACAAUUGUGACUAGUGACCCUAGCUGGCUUGAUUUUUGGGGUUACCCACUGAAAGAGUGACAGGGUUCUUAUUUCUGAGGGUAUGAGGGCGAGUGCUUGGCGCUCUCAUAAGAAUUGGAGUUGCAAAGCCCUUUACUGUCUUGUCUUGGGCAUAGACAAUCAAUAAGCACCUUCUUGGUCUGGGAGAGAAAUGUAUACAUGAUAUAUAUAUAUAUAUUUAUGUGUUUACACAUAAAUCUAUACAUAUUGAAGUGAUCAGGUAUUGGAAUUCAUAGUUUGUAGUUUCUGCACCCUCAAGAAGAUCUUGAGAGGCACUUAAGUCUUAGCCCAUUAAUUCAAGAUUAACUGGAGUCACAACCAGUUCAGUGACACUUUAUAUCCAGACACAAACUAUUCCAGUGCAUUGAUGGUGGGGAAUGUGUAUUUCUAUGGUGAUGCUGAAGAAUUUUCUUUGCCCUACAACUUUCACAGAGGAGAAAUUCCAAUGAUGUUGGAGCACUCCCACAAACCAAAUGUGUACAUAUUAAUCUGGUGUAAAUAGGAGAUGGUUUUGGUCUGAUACCUAGAGUAUGGUAACUGUGAAUUUACCAGCAUUUUAGCCAUAUGGUUUGAAGACUCUGAUGCUUGAUUUUAUUAUCUACCUGGGUCUCAUUGAAGCACUCUAAGCACAGCUACUUAAAGCCAUUUAACUCACUACACAGGGAAUGAGCACAGCAAGCUCUCACUGGACAGAGCAGCAAAUUCUCCAGGAAGGGGCAUGGUUCAGUUUGAUCUCCUGUACAAACCAUUCCUGAAACUCAUGUGCCCCUUUUUCAGCAUAUGACUUUAAGGCCUGGUGCACCUAGAAAAUGAGUGAGUUGUGCAUUUUUGGGAUACACUUUCUCAGGAAGCAUAGGAUGAAACACACACUGGUGCAGAACACAUCGAUGCUCACGAGUGGCUGGGUAGUGAUAAUUAGACCCUUCCAACAAGCUCAGCAAUAGGCAAGAACUGAUCAGAAACUGUCACAUCACGCAGCAGAUCUGUCUCACUAGGAGGUUUUUGUGACAUAAAAAGUGUUUUGUUCUC